AUGGCAAAGCAAGCAAGUAAGGAUUCACCGAAAGGUCAAAGCAAAGGACAUGCUCAACAGAGGCUGCGUGGCAAGAGGCAGAUCAACAAAGAAGUGGUCGACCUCAGGACUCUCCUCAUCCACUGUGCCCAAGCUGUAGCCGCUGACGACCGUCAGUUGGCCACUGAGCUCAUCAAGAAGAUAAGACAGCACUCCUCGCCAGAUGGAGACUGUACUCAGAGGCUGGCCUUUUACUUAGUGGAUGGCCUUGAGGCACGCCUAGCAGGGAUCGGGAGUCAGCUGUACCGCAAAUUACUGGCAAAGCGAGUAACUGAUGAAGAGGUGUUUAAGAUCUAUAAUCUUUGUCUUUCGGCUUUCCCUUUGCUCAGGUCAUCAUACGCCUUUGCCAACAAAACUAUUAUUGAAGCCUCCAGGGGGCAAACCAAGGUGCACAUCAUCGAUUUUGGCAUAUGCUUUGGCUUUCAAUGGCCAUCGCUGAUCCAGCAGUUUGCUGAGCAAGGAGUACCUCCAAUGCUUCGGGUUACAGGCAUAGAUGUGACUCGACCAGGUUUCGGCACCUUGGAGAUCGCUGAGCAGGCAGGGAAGCGGUUGGCUGAUUAUGCAAACAUGUUCAAGGUUCCUUUCCAAUAUCAGGGCAUUUCCUCACGAUUUGAAAACGUUCAGAUUGAAGAUCUCAAUAUUGAGGAGGAUGAAAUUGUCAUAAUCAACUGUUUGUACCGGAUGAAAUCUCUUGGCGAUGAGACAGUAGCCAUGAAUAGCGCAAGGGAUAGGGUGCUGAAACUCAUGAGAAGGAUAAACCCAAAGGUCUUUAUUCUCGUCGUCGUGAAUGGGUCAUACAGUUCUCCCUUCUUUAUAACACGUUUCAAAGAGCUUCUGUUCCAUUACUCCUCAGUGUUCGACAUGUUUGAUGCAAAUGUUCCACGGGAUAAUGAAGCAAGAAAGCUGUUAGAGGGGAGAGUGCUUGCGCGGGAGGCGAUAAACAUCAUAGGAUGUGAGGGUGCAGAAAGGACUGAGAGGCCAGAAACUUACAAGCAGUGGCAAGCAAGGUCCCUCAAGGCUGGGUUCGAGCAGCUCCCUGUCGAUCCAGCUAUUUUCAAUUCAAUACUAGAAAUGAAGAAAGCGAUUUAUCAUGAGGACUUCGUUGCUGAUGAAGACAGUGGCUGGCUGCUACAAGGAUGGAAAGGCAGAGUGAUGCAUGCAAUAUCCAAAUGGAAGCCCAAUGAAUCUUGUUCUGAGCAGUAA
Messenger RNA from Panicum virgatum (switchgrass), 1242 nucleotides. Its product is annotated as scarecrow-like protein 9. The transcript has a single exon. Gene Ontology annotation, cellular component: nucleus. Lineage: Eukaryota; Viridiplantae; Streptophyta; Magnoliopsida; Poales; Poaceae. Gene Ontology annotation, biological process: regulation of DNA-templated transcription. The coding region runs from base 1 to 1242 and encodes 413 amino acids. The record is from RefSeq and is a predicted model, not a curated record. Gene Ontology annotation, molecular function: DNA-binding transcription factor activity; sequence-specific DNA binding.